This is a messenger RNA of Sycon ciliatum, 585 nucleotides long. Its product is annotated as uric acid degradation bifunctional protein PucL-like. The record is from RefSeq and is a predicted model, not a curated record. The transcript has a single exon. Gene Ontology annotation, biological process: urate catabolic process; allantoin metabolic process. The coding region runs from base 1 to 585 and encodes 194 amino acids. Gene Ontology annotation, molecular function: 2-oxo-4-hydroxy-4-carboxy-5-ureidoimidazoline decarboxylase activity. Lineage: Eukaryota; Metazoa; Porifera; Calcarea; Leucosolenida; Sycettidae. Gene Ontology annotation, cellular component: peroxisome.
AUGCAAAAGGUCGUGGCCAUGCAGGCAAGAAGGCUUGAAGUUGAGCCAGCGUUGUCUUUCAAUGUUCCACCUUGUAGCCUGAGCAGCGAUGAAUUUAUGGCCAAGUUCUGCGGUAUAUACGAGCAUGGCGAGUGGGUAGCGGAGAAGGUUCUGUCGAAAGGAAUAUCUGAAGCGGAUACGUCAAUCAAUCACUUGGCCAGUAGAAUGAAGAAAGUCGUUGACGAGGCUGGGUACGACACGCGGCUGGCACUGCUACGAUCGCACCCCCAGCUGGUUGGAAAGCUGGCUAUUGCAGGCAAACUGACGGCGGAGUCCACUGCAGAGCAGGCUAGUGCCGGCCUGGAUAAAUGCUCUGCUAAAGAAUUCUCUGAGUUCCAACGGCUGAACGCCCUGUACGUGGACAAGUUUGACCAUCCGUUUAUCGUAGCUGUGCGCGGCCUCUCACGCGCCGAUAUCCUGGAUAUGUUCACCUCGCGUAUCAACAACGAUGCGCACACAGAGUUUUCUAAAGCGUUGCAACAGGUACAUAAAAUAGCUCGUCUGCGCCUGCACAUGCUAGCCAGAACUGAAGUGUCAAAACUAUGA